Anolis carolinensis (green anole) is the source of this 3299-nucleotide messenger RNA. It is a transcript of the gene gpr119, whose product is annotated as G protein-coupled receptor 119. Gene Ontology annotation, molecular function: phosphatidylcholine binding; G protein-coupled receptor activity. The transcript has a single exon. Gene Ontology annotation, biological process: regulation of metabolic process; adenylate cyclase-activating G protein-coupled receptor signaling pathway. Gene Ontology annotation, cellular component: cytoplasm; plasma membrane. Lineage: Eukaryota; Metazoa; Chordata; Lepidosauria; Squamata; Anolidae. The record is from RefSeq and is a predicted model, not a curated record. The coding region runs from base 2058 to 3047 and encodes 329 amino acids.
CAUGACAGUUCAAGUGGCGUAAACUGCACUCAUUUUGCAGUGUAGAUGUGCCCCAAAUGAACUUUAUUUAUUUAUUUAUUUAUUUAUUUAUUUAUUUAUUAUUCAAACUUAUAUGCCGCCACUCUCCUAGGGCUUGGGGCGGCUUAUAAGAACAGGCUAAAAUCUAAAACAAUUUAAAAAACAGCAGUAACAGAAAUCAAAAGCCUGCCGAAACAGGUGUGUCUUACAUGCCCUGCGAAAGGCUGAUAAUAAUAAUAAUAAUAAUAAUAAUAAUAAUAAUAAUAAUAAUAAUACUUUAUUUAUAUACCGCCCUAUCUCCCGGAUGGGACAGUCAUAAAAGCAACAUAAACAUUACAUAACAACGUAAUAACACAUUAUUAUACAAAGUAAAAUAAUACAAUUAUAACAAUAAAUAACACUUACAUGACCAGAUCAGGGGACAGAAACCAUAAACCCAAUAUAUUAAAAUGUAUCAUUUUAGGCUAGGGAAAUCUUGUGCAAUAAGUCCCGUUCUUUCAGUAAGUAAGUAAAGAAAACUAAGUAAAGGACCUUUGACAAGGUUCGCCCCAACCCCCAUUUAAUUUUGUCCAAUGCACCAUUUCAAACAACGUAAUUUGUCAUUGUGUUAGUCUAUUAUUAUUAUUAUUAUUAUUAUUGACACAACGACAUUGUAUGACACAGCAAACAAGAUAGACAUGCUGGAUUUCGUAUCACAAAAUCACAAGUGGAACACUUCCCAAGUGUCUAGGACUGUGUGAUGUAUUUUCGGAUGAUGCGUGCAGAUCCCAGCAGGGUGGCCUUUUGCAGUUGGCAGAUCGUAAUUUUGUCAAUGUCUAUUGUUUCCAAAUGCCGGCUGAGAUCUUUUGGCACGGCACCCAGUGUGCCAAUCACCACCGGGACCACCUGCACUGGUUUCUGCCAGAGUCUUUGAAGUUCAAUCUUGAGGUCCUGAGAGCGGCUGAGUUUUUCCUGUUGUUUUUCGUCAAUGCGACUGUCACCUGGGAUGGCAACAUCAAUGAUCCAAACCUCUUUCUUUUCCACAACUGUGAUGUCUGGUGUGUUGUGUUCCAGAACUUUGUCAGUCUGGAUUCGGAAGUAUCUUUGUGUGCUCAUUUUCCAAUACUUUUGCAGGUUUGUGAUCCCACCAGUUCUUUACUUGAGGCAUAAGAUCCAGUGGAUCAUUUGGGCCACAUAGUUGUGCCUCUGUUUGUAGUCAGUCUGUGCGAUUUUCUUACAGCAGCUGAGGAUAUGAUCAAUGGUUUCGUCGGUUUCCUUGCACAGUCUGCAUUUUGGGUCAUCAGCUGAUUUUUCGAUCUUGGCCUUAAUUGCCUUUGUCCUGAUGUCUUGCUCCUGGGCUGCAAGGAUCAGGCCUUCUGUCUCCUUCUUCAGGGUCCCAUUUGUGAGCCAGAGUCAGGUCUUCUCCUUAUCAGCUUUUCCUUCAAUUUUGUCAAGGAACUUUCCAUGCAAUGUUGUUUAUUAUCACCAUCAUCAUCAUCAUCAUCAUCAUUAUCAUUAUUAUUAUUAUCAUUAUUCAUACCCUGCUUUAUCUCCCCUGAAGGGGACUCAAAAGUGGCUUAGCAUAAAAGCAUCAGCACAAUGGCUUUCCAUUAUGCAAAGGCGCUCGAAGAAAAAAAUAUACAGCAGGUACAGUAUAAAGAGUACACUAUUAUUUUUAAAAAUCAAUAGGAACAUAACAACAUAAUUAUUUCCUGCCUAUUCCGUAAACCAUCUGGAGGCCAAUACCAAUGCAGGCAAAGCACCUUUUCUUGGAGCGCAGCAUGUGUGCUUCCGGAAAAGCGCCUCCUCUCCACUCCCAGGUUGUCUGGAAACUGGAGGGAGGGACGAUGUCCAACCAGCAUCAGCCCUAGGAAGCUAUAAAGGGCUGAAGGGGACAAAAGGUGCUGGUUCAGUUGUUGAGUUCCCUGGGAAAAGGCAGGAGAAGCCAUUCAGAGCAACACCAUCCUGGUUCUGCGGUUGCCCAACUAAGUCCUCCAAGCAAAGUGACCUACAAUGGUUCUCUUGGUGACCACUUUUCAAAGAAAAAAUUAAGAAACACCAUGGGGAAUACCAUCUUUGGAAUCAUCCUGGCCGUCCUCUCAUCGCUCAUCAUGGCCGUGAAUGUUUUCAUGGUGGUGGCCUUGGUCCAGCUGAUCUGGAAAACCCGGAGCUUUGGGCUCUGUUUCAUCCUCAACCUUGCCGUCGCCGACUCCUUGGUCGGCUUCACCAUCACGGGCCUCGUCACCGAAGAGCUCUCCAACGCCCAACACAAGACCCCACAAAACUACUGUGUGCUGCGCAUGGCCUGCGUCACCUGCCCCUCAGCUGCCUCCAUCAUCACUGUGAUUUUGGUCACCUUUGACAGGUACCUGACCAUCAAGCACCCCUUCCAGUACUUCAGAAUCAUGGGUGGCUACGUUGUGGGGGCCUGCCUUGCAGGGCUUUGGCUCCUGGCUUGCUUCAUUGGCUUCCUCCCUCUGAUUGCUCACAGCCUCCAGAAAAAGAACUACGAGGGACUGUGUACCUUCUUCAGAGUCUUCCAGCCCACAUACAUGCUCACCGUUUUUUGUGUGGUUUUCUUCCCAGCCUUCUUUAUUUUCAUCUACUUCCAUUACGACCUGCUGAAGAUCGCCUCUCUACACGCCCAGCAGAUCCGAGAGCUGGAACCCACCGGCUUGACGGAAACGUGCCCAGCUCCUCCGCUCUCUAAUAUCACCAAAGGGUUGCGCACCGUGGCCAUCCUAGUCGGGUGUUUUGGGGUGCUGUGGUCACCCUUCUUCAUUGGGAGCAUUGUGCAGAUUGCGUGUGAGCGGUGCAACCUGGACGACCUCCUCGAACGGUACCUCUGGGUGAUGGGCGUGUGCAACUCGCUGGUGAACCCACUGAUCUACGCCUACAGGCAAAAGGAGGUGCGCCUGCAAAUCUGCCAGAUGUGUGUGUGCAUGAAGAUCAAGGUCUUCCCUCUGUUUCAUGGCCACAGCCAAAGCCAUGCUCCCAGCAGGGCCAGGCCUUCGGUGCACAUCAUCUCACUGGCCCACCUGGAAGGAUGACACGGUAAGGAGAGGGCUGUGAUGAACAUGGCUUUGGGAUGCAAGCGUUCCAUUGAUGUCUGUCAAAUCCUCCACUUCCGUGGAAUGCAUUGAUACACACCAUAUAGUCUGAACUUUAUACAAUACUUUUAAUAAUUUUGUGCAUGGGGUAGAAGGUUAAAAGGUGGGUCUGGGAGAAUGAAUGAGAAAUGGGGUCACAGGGUGCAUCGACACCAGGCAUGGGCAAACUUCAGCCUUUCCGAUAUUUUGGAC